GUCAAACACCCAUCCCCCUUCAAAGAAAAACAAACAGAGAACACUUCACUUUUACCUGAUUAGAUAGGCUAAUUGACGGGAAAAUGUUAGCAUUAUGUGAUGGAGAUGUUGGAGAAUGAGCUUUAUACGAGACAGUCGUAUCAGCCAGAGCCUAAAGCAGGCCCUGAACACAGAGGAAGACGUCCAGGACCGAUUCCUAGCCGCAGAAGAUGAAGAAUUUGACACCUUGAGUGAAAACCUAACGCUUAAAAUCGACAAUCAGGAAGUAGUCAAACCAAAAACUGAAAGAAAUGCUGUCAUAUCCCUCACGGGAGACAACCCAGGCACUCGAGGUGUAAUAUUUGAAGUUGUCAAGGCAGAGAAAGUGAACGAAGGCAGAUCUUCAUUUGUGAAAUACACAUUGUCUGUAGGAUCAGAGGGAGAAAUUGGCAAGACGCCAGGGAUUAUAGAGAAAAGAUAUUCUGAUUUCAAUGAUCUUAACUCAAAACUAAGGAAAAGGUUUCCAAAAGAAAUGGAACACAUUUCAUUUCCAGGAAAAUUAGUGAUACGCAAUUUCAAAGACGAGACAAUAGCGCAGAGAAGCCGAGCAUUUGAACAGUACCUGACGCAUCUAUUCACAAUAGACUCUGUGCGAUUUUCUGAUGAAUUUAAAGAUUUCCUUUACCAAGAGAAAUUUAAGGAGGGAAUAGAGAGUCUCCAGAGAGGGGAAUUUUCUCAUUGUGUAAGCAUUAUGGAAAAAUACCUCCCUGUGCAGGAGAGACUUCAAGGAGAUCAGCACAGCGAUGUGGUGUGCACGCUUUGUGUGCUGUCAGCAUGCCACCAAAAGCUAAGCGACCAAGAGACAGCACUGAAAUAUGCUGAGUCAGCACUUUCAUGCGUGAGCAAUAACCAGACGAGUGUGUUCCUGGCCCCUCUACUGAGUCACACGAUUUACCUGUGCUGGUUACUGGGGCGUGAAAAGACACACCUGGAGACACAACUGACAGGACUCAGAGACAAGGGAGUUAAACCUGAAGAACUCCUGUCGGUGAUAUUAAACUAUACCCGAUUUAACGCUAUAUGGUAUGAGGAGAAAUGAUGAAUACCCUUAUAAAAUCAUGCAGUUGUAAAUGGUAAUUAUAAGAGGAGCUGAGAAGUUCCCUGUUAUAAUCAGUGCAGGUGAAUACUUGUAUGAAUUAGGCAGUAUCUAAUGUUUUCUUACCGAGUCUCAUCAUAUUAUGAUUGUUUUAUUUUGUUAAUAUUUUGUGGUGGCAUAAUACCGGUAUAUAGACAGAUUUCUAGGAAUGACAGCUGAAUAUCAUGAAUUGUUUUGUUGCUAUAUUUAAUGUCAUUGUAAUUUUUGUUUACACAGUAACAAUCUUUAUAUAUUAUAUCAAAUCUUAUUUACAUAUUUUGUUAUACUGGGAGAAUAUGCUAUCAUAUGUUGAGGAAAUAAUGAAAAUGGAAUGCAAAAUAUAAUGUUAAAUUGUAAAUAUUUCGUGAUAGACAUACAAUGCUUUUUUUUGUAUCUUUAACAUUGAAAUAUUACACAUUAAAAUUAUAUGAAUAAACCA
Molecule: messenger RNA, 1553 nt
Organism: Ostrea edulis (European flat oyster)
Lineage: Eukaryota; Metazoa; Mollusca; Bivalvia; Ostreida; Ostreidae
Product: sorting nexin-20-like
Exons: 3
Coding region: 116-1078 (320 amino acids)
Biological process (GO): protein transport
Cellular component (GO): early endosome membrane
Molecular function (GO): phosphatidylinositol phosphate binding
Source: RefSeq, a predicted model, not a curated record